AUGGAGCCCGAGGUGCGGGUGUUGCGUGCGGCGGGAGGCUUCGGCCGGGCUCGGCGCCUGGUGGCCGCCGCUUCGUGGCUGCCGUGCGUGGCGCUGGGGCUGGCACUGGGCUCGGAGCCGCUGCUCACCGUGCUGCCCGGGCACCACUGCCGGCCGGACCCCUCGCUGCUGCCCCCCGCGCUGCGCACCCUGAGUGGGCCCGCGCUACUCGAUGCCAGCGUGCCACGCCUGGGCCCCGCGCGCGCCUGGAGUCCAUGUCUGCUCCUGAGCUACUCCGAGCCCACGCCCCGCGCCCCCCCGAACGGCACGCGGUCCUGCACACGCGGCUGGCACUACGCGCUGCCCGCGGCAGGCCUGCUGCGCAGCCCGGUCACCGAGUGGAACCUCGUGUGUGAGAACGGCUGGAAGGUGCCACUGGAGCAGACGAGCCACCUCCUGGGCUGGCUGUUGGGCUGUGUCAUCCUGGGCAUGGGCUGUGACUGGUUUGGACGUCGGGUUGUGUUUUUGGCCUCCCUGGUGCUGGCCACAGGCCUGGGGGCUGGUGAGGCCCUGGCUGCCAGCUUUCCUGCCCUGCUGGCCCUGCGGCUGCUUCACGGGGGGGCUUUGGCAGGGGCCUCUCUAGCCCUCUACGUGGCUCGCCUGGAGCUGUGUGACCCCCCGCACCGCCUGGCGUUCUCUGUGGGGGCUGGCCUCUUCUCAGUGGUGGGCACUCUGCUGUUGCCUGGCCUGGCCCUGCUCGCAAAGGACUGGCGCCUUCUGCAGGGGCUGAGUGCCCUAGCAACGGGACUGCUGCUGCUCUUUUGGGGGUUCCCAGCCCUGUUCCCUGAGUCUCCCUGCUGGCUGCUGGCCACGGGGCAGCUGGGCCAAGCCAGGAAGAUCUUGUGGCACUUUGCCGAAGCCAGCGGCGUGGACCCGGAGAACAGCCCUGAGGAGGAGAGCUCCCUGGUUACGGAGCUGGAUGUGCUGUCUACAGGGAGCCCCCAGCCCCAGCACCACUGGGUCCUGGAGCUCCGGCACACGCGCAUCACCUGGAGGAAUGGACUCAUCCUGGGCUUCAGUUCGUUGGUCGGUGGGGGCAUCAGAGCCAGCUUCCUCCAAAGACUGGCCCCUCGUGAGUCGGCCUUUUAUGGGCCCUACUUCCUAGGGGCCGGCCUUGAGGUGGCAGCCACCGUCUUCCUGCUCCUGACAGUGGAUCGCUGGGGGCGCCGCCUGGUUCUGCUGCUGAGCACCUUGGUCAUGGGCCUGGCAUCCCUGCUGCUUCUCUCAGGGGUCCAGUACCUGCCGGGCUGGACCCUGCUGUCCUUCUCUGUUCUGGGGCUCCUGGCCUCCCGGGCUGUGUCCAUCCUAAGCACCCUCUUCGGGGCCGAGAUCUUCCCCACAGUGAUCAGGGCGUCGGGGCUCGGCCUCGUGCUGGCUGCCGAGUUCCUGGGCCAGGUGGCCACCCCCCUCGCUGACAUGCAAGGCCGGAGGGGCUUCUUCCUGCAACACGUGGUUUUCACCUCUUUUGCCAUCCUCGCCCUGCUGUGUGUCCUGCUGUUGCCUGAGAGCCGUGGCCGUGGGCUGCCCCAGUCGCUGGAGGACUCGGACCGCCUGCGCCGAUCACCACUCCUUCGGGGCCGCCCCUGCCAGGACCACCUGCCCCUGCUGCCACCCUCCUACGGCCAGGCCCAGACACGGCUGUUUCAGGAUGGGUGACGCUGGCUGGACAGACACUCCCCUCAGAUGACCACAUGUCAGUGUGGGCAGAGGGGGCUCAGGGAGGAGCUCUGGGGUCAGUGUAAAGGGGGAGUCCCCUGCUGGGCCCCUUAUUCCUGGGGGCCCUGACCACCCCCCCACACCAUGUGUGAAGAAUAAAGGCGUCUGUGGAACUUGGCAUCCUCCAUGGUUCCCUCAGACCCCAUCCUGGGGCUGGAGGGGCUUCCCACUCCAGGCCCCCGCAGCCAAGGUGC
Molecule: messenger RNA, 1949 nt
Organism: Phyllostomus hastatus (greater spear-nosed bat)
Lineage: Eukaryota; Metazoa; Chordata; Mammalia; Chiroptera; Phyllostomidae
Gene: SLC22A31
Product: solute carrier family 22 member 31
Exons: 9
Coding region: 1-1695 (564 amino acids)
Biological process (GO): transmembrane transport
Cellular component (GO): membrane
Molecular function (GO): transmembrane transporter activity
Source: RefSeq, a predicted model, not a curated record